Aspergillus ruber CBS 135680 is the source of this 981-nucleotide messenger RNA. Its product is annotated as 40S ribosomal protein uS7. NCBI's taxonomy places the organism in Eukaryota, Fungi, Ascomycota, Eurotiomycetes, Eurotiales, Aspergillaceae. The record is from RefSeq and is a predicted model, not a curated record. Gene Ontology annotation, biological process: ribosomal small subunit assembly; translation. Bases 117 to 764 code for a protein of 215 amino acids. The transcript is spliced from 3 exons. Gene Ontology annotation, molecular function: structural constituent of ribosome; mRNA binding; rRNA binding. Gene Ontology annotation, cellular component: ribosome; cytosolic small ribosomal subunit.
CAGCGACACAUUUCAGCCGACCGACUGCUAUCGUCGACAUUUGAAGGAUCACCCAACGACACCGUCCGUCACCUUUCACGAAACCCUCCCCCCCGACAACAGGUGCAUACGGCAAAAUGUCUGACCACGGGGAAGUCGAGGUCGAGAACCCUACUGCGGCCUACACCAUGCUGCCCAAGGAUGCUCUUGCGGAGAUGGGCUCUGUGAAGCUCUUCAACAAGUGGAGCUACGAGGAUGUUGAGAUCAGGGACAUCUCCUUGACCGACUACGUCCAGAUCCGUUCUCCCGUCUACCUCCCUCACACCGCUGGCCGUUACGCCGCCAAGCGUUUCCGCAAGGCGCAGUGCCCCAUCAUCGAGCGUCUCACCAACUCGCUCAUGAUGAACGGCCGCAACAGCGGCAAGAAGCUCAUGGCCGUCCGCAUUGUUGCCCACGCUUUCGAGAUCAUCCACAUCAUGACCGACCAGAACCCCCUCCAGGUCGCCGUCGACGCCAUUGUCAACUGCGGUCCCCGUGAAGACUCCACCCGUAUCGGUUCCGCCGGUACCGUCCGUCGCCAGGCCGUUGAUGUCUCCCCUCUCCGCCGUGUCAACCAGUCCAUUGCUCUUUUGACCAUCGGUGCCCGUGAGGCUUCUUUCCGUAACAUCAAGAGCAUUGCUGAGUGCUUGGCUGAAGAGCUCAUCAACGCCGCCAAGGGAAGCUCCAACUCCUACGCCAUCAAGAAGAAGGACGAGCUCGAGCGUGUUGCCAAGAGCAACCGGUAAAGAGGUGUUGUUGGGUGUCUCCGUUUGGUCCUAUUUAUUAUGUUUACUGGAGUGGACGGGAUUUCAUUAGGAUUCAGUCGAUUGGCAUACAUCUGCGCGACUGUAAAUACCAGUUAAAAAAGCAGUCACGAGAGGGAGAGAUCCUUUUUUUAAAACAAAAAAAGAAGAAAUUCGGACGGUUUUCUUCUAGUAGUUGAGAUGCGAUCAUGAAGACGGC